Molecule: messenger RNA, 720 nt
Organism: Anopheles gambiae (African malaria mosquito)
Lineage: Eukaryota; Metazoa; Arthropoda; Insecta; Diptera; Culicidae
Exons: 2
Coding region: 1-720 (239 amino acids)
Source: RefSeq, a predicted model, not a curated record
AUGGUGCUAUCGAUAAGCAGACACCACACCGUUGUUGCACGGCGCGCCGCAUGGUCGUUGAUGCCGCUGCAGCUGAUAGUAGGCGGCGCCUGUGUACUGCUGAUGCUUCAGGAUCAUCAUCAUCGCGCGGUGGAGGCUACGAUACCGACCAUCGAUAAUAUCGUAAAAAUUCUACAAUCACCCGUCGUACAGCAGUUGAUUCUUCCGCGACCUUUGGUAGCGGCCGAUCCGACCGUUGUUGCCGACGAACCGUCAUCGGGGCCGUCGUCGAUGAGCAUGAGCAUGAUGUUGAAAGAUCCCGUCAAACCAUCGCAGGCAAACGACGAUGCCGCCACCGCCGCAAAAAUGGGUACGAAAGACAGCAAGCAGGCGCAAAACAGUGCCCGGGAUGAAGCAGUCCGGACGACGUUCCUGAUACCACGCACCCGAUCCUUGCCGGGCUGUCCACUGUGCGAUGCUUCGGUGUAUAGCUACUGCGACGAGAAGGUGUACCACGACGCGUGCUGCUGCGGUUCCAUCAACGGUGCCGCCCCGUUCGGUGGAGGCGGAGGUUUCGGAGGGUUCGGUGGCUUCGGUCGACAGGGGUUCGGUGGACCGGGUGGCUUUGGUGCUCCUGGCGGCGGAGGUGGCUGCGGCUACCAAGGUUGUGGAUUCCUUUACGCCAACUCCUGCUAUGAACAUCAGCUGAUAGUGAACUGUUGCUGUAAUUCGCCAUACUAG